AUGUGCUCACCUUUACACAAGCAGGGUACCACCUCCACCACCAGCGCUGAGAAGUCGGGUUCAAAGGUUGCCGAGGUGGGCGAUGAUUUCCUGGGAGACUUUGUGGUGGGCGAACGUGUCUGGGUAAAUGGAGUGAAGCCAGGUGUGAUCCAGUAUCUUGGGGAGACGCAAUUUGCUCCGGGCCAGUGGGCAGGGGUCGUUCUGGAUGACCCGGUGGGUAAGAAUGACGGCUCUGUCGGUGGAGUACGUUACUUUGAAUGCCAGCCGCUGCAGGGGAUUUUUACGCGACCGUCCAAGCUGACGCGGCAGCCGGUGGCUGAGGGCUCGGGGAGCGACGCCCCCUCCGUGGACUCCCUGACGGCUCAGAACUUGUCACUGCACUCGGGGACGGCCACGCCACCUCUCUCCACUCGCGUCAUCCCCCUGCGGGAGAGCGUCCUGAACAGCGCCAUGAAGACGGGCAACGAGUCUGGAUCUAACCUCUCGGACAGUGGGUCUGUGAAAAAAGGGGAGAAGGACUUACGGCUUGGAGAUCGUGUGCUGGUUGGUGGGACAAAGACAGGAGUUGUGCGCUACGUGGGAGAGACGGAUUUUGCCAAAGGAGAGUGGUGUGGCGUGGAGCUGGAUGAACCCCUAGGGAAGAACGACGGGGCGGUUGCUGGUACAAGGUAUUUUCAGUGCCCUCCCAAGUUUGGCCUCUUUGCUCCCAUCCACAAGGUGAUCCGGAUCGGGUUCCCGUCAACCAGCCCUGCCAAGGCAAAGAAGAGCAAACGAAUGGCCAUGGGAGUGUCUGCCUUAACCCACAGCCCCAGCAGCUCCUCCAUCAGCUCCGUCAGCUCGGUGGCAUCAUCUGUUGGGGGCCGGCCCAGCCGCAGCGGGUUGCUGACAGAGACCUCUUCUCGAUAUGCCCGAAAAAUCUCUGGCACCACAGCUCUCCAGGAGGCACUGAAGGAGAAGCAGCAGCACAUCGAACAGCUACUGGCAGAGCGUGACCUGGAGCGGGCGGAGGUUGCCAAAGCCACCAGCCACAUCUGUGAGGUGGAGAAAGAGAUUGCCAUCAUGAAGGCCCAGCACGAGCAGUACGUCACAGAGGCAGAAGGAAACCUCCAGCGAGUACGAGCCCUGGUGGAUGGGAUGCAGAAGGAGAAGAUUGAGCUGUUGAACCAGCUGGAAGAGGAGAAGAGGAAAGUGGAGGACUUGCAGUUCCGUGUGGAGGAAGAAUCCAUCACGAAGGGGGAUCUGGAGACUCAGACGCAGUUGGAGCAUGCCCGAAUACGGGAGCUCGAGCAGAGCCUGCUGUUUGAGAAGGCACAGGCUGAAAAACUCCUCAGAGAAUUAGAGGACACCAGGCUAACCACGGUAGCAGAGAAGUCCCGAAUCCUGCAGCUGGAGGAGGAGCUGAGCCUCAGGCGCAGCGAGGUGGAUGAGCUUCGGCAGUGCCUCAGGAGCUCUCACCAAGCAGAGACCCCUGAGCAUAACCUUGGCUUGCAGUCAGAGGCUCUUCGUCUGCGAGAUCAAUUGCUGUCUGCCAACAAGGAGCACCAGAAGGAGAGCAGCCAGCUAAAGGAGAAGUAUGAGAAGACAUUAAAGAAGUACCAGCAGGAGAUGGAGAAGUUGAAAGCUGUCAAUGAGAAAUAUUCACAGGAAAUCGUUGACCUAAAGCAUAAAGUUCAGCAAGCCACUAAUGAGAACAUGGGGCUUAUGGACAACUGGAAGUCCAAGUUGGACACGUUGGCUUCUGACCACCAGAAAUCUCUGGAGGACCUCAAAGCCACACUGAACACAGGCCCCGACACCCAGCACAAGGAGAUCGUGGAGCUGAAGGCAGUGGUGGAGAGUAUAAAGAUGGAGCACCAGCUUGAGUUGGAGAACCUGAAAGCAAAGCAUGACAUUGAGACAGCCGUUCAUAUAAAGGAGAAAGAGAGCCUCAAACUGAAGUUGCAGGAAGCUGUGGAUGAAGUGGAAAAAAGCAACAGCAACUGGAAAAUGCAACUGGAAACCAAAAGCAAUCAGCACCUUCUUGAGCUCCAAGAUGUGAAGGACAAGUAUCGAGACGCUGAGCUGAGGGUGCAUGAACUGGAGAAACUUCAUGGUGAAUAUAAAGAUCAGACACAAGCAAUAGCUUUCUUGAAAGAGCAGAUUUCUUUGGCUGAGAAGAAGAUGUUGGACUAUGAAACACUGCAGAAAACAGAAGCCCAGAGCAAACAGGAGAUCCACAGAUUGCAGGAAAAAGUGCUUGUCUUAGAGAACAAGCUGCAGUCCGCGGAGGCCCUGCAUCCUUCUCACCAUGCAAACAUGAUUGAAACUAAUGAUAUUUCAGAAGAGAAGAUAAAGAUGAAGCAGACUAUGGAAGACCUCCAAGACAAGCUGAGUAAAAGAGACAAAGAGGUGUCAUCGCUGGUGUCCCAGACUGAAACUCUAAGGGCCCAAGUAAGUGCUUUGGAAAAUAAAUGCAAAACGGCAGAAAAGAAGGCCGAUUCAGUGUUAAAAGAAAAGAAGCGGCUGGAAGGUGAACUGGAAGCUUUGACCAAGAAAACACACGAUGCUUCAGGGCAACUGGUCCUCAUCAGCCAGGAGCUGCUCAAGAAGGAAAGGAGCCUGAACGAGCUGAGAGCAUUGUUACUGGAGGCGAACCGGCACUCGCCUGGGCCAGAGCGGGACCUAAGCCGGGAAGUGCACAAAGCGGAGUGGCGGCUGAAGGAACAGAAGCUCAAAGAUGACAUCAAGGGGCUGCGAGAGAAACUGGUUGUGCUGGACAAGGAAAAAUCGGUAACGGAUCAGCGGCGAUACUCCCUGAUCGACCCCUCGUCAGAGUCGGAAGUGAUCCGGCUGCAGCACCGGCUCGUCAGCACGGAGGAUGUGCUGCGCAACGCGCUGGAGCAGGGCCACCAGAUGGAGAAGCUUAUGGAAGCGAUGAGGCUCUCCUCCGAGAAAACGCAGACUGUUGGAAAUUCUGGGUCUGCUAACGGGAUUCACCAGCAGGAUAAAUCCCACAAGCAAGAGGAGAAGCUCUGAUAGAGAAGAGGUGAAGAGGAUCUUCACACCAGUAUCAGCUCCUGAGCAG
Molecule: messenger RNA, 3064 nt
Organism: Gavia stellata (red-throated loon)
Lineage: Eukaryota; Metazoa; Chordata; Aves; Gaviiformes; Gaviidae
Gene: CLIP2
Product: CAP-Gly domain containing linker protein 2
Exons: 16
Coding region: 1-3015 (1004 amino acids)
Biological process (GO): cytoplasmic microtubule organization
Cellular component (GO): microtubule plus-end; nucleus; cytoplasm
Molecular function (GO): microtubule plus-end binding
Source: RefSeq, a predicted model, not a curated record